AUGUCUCAAUCCAUAUGUCAGUUCAUCUUCUUCCGCGUCAAGCCUUCUGUCAGACCCGAGGAUCCGUCCAGCGAGGAAGGCGAGGCUCUACUGAACGUCUUCCGCACGACCAAACACCAAAGUGGCCACCAGGACUCCGCCUGGGGUCGUACAUCCGAAGACCAGGACCUGAUCGUCUGGGUAAUGGGUGAGUCGUGCCCCUACUGUACAGCUCACCAAGUCGCCUGGUUCCCCCGUGCACGAGCACCAAAGUAUCUGGUGAGACGAGAGCUAACGAAUCAAACGGACUGGAGCGAUGCACGCAGUUCAACUGACCAGAACAUGCUCGAUCCAUUUCUCGCCGAAGACAACGCGCAGCAGCCAACCUCGGUCUACGUCACGCUCAGUCCACCCAUCUCCGCGACAGCAACCCUCACCCAAAACCCAGUGACGGAGCUGUGCGCGCUUCCCUAUGCGAGCACGCUUUCCGUGCUCGAAGCAAAGCAGAUAAAUGCGAAUCUCAUUAGCUUCCGCACUGCUCUGAUGGAGCAAGUGCCGCAGAUGGCGGGCCCGCGGUCAUGGGCGAUGGGACAGUUGGACCGGCCUUGUAAGUUGGACCAUGCGCUCAGCCCGAGUGGCAAGGCCACGGUGCAUUUCAUGGCUGUUGGUUGGGAUAGCGUGGAUGCGCACCUGAAGGCUAAAGAGACCGAGAAAUUUGUCGAGGGGAUUGGACCCCUCCGGGAGAAGAUGUUGGCACCUAUUCCAGGGCUGGAGAUGAAACAUGUCAGUUUUCAGAAGAUUUAG
Messenger RNA from Penicillium olsonii, 783 nucleotides. The record is from the annotation of a GenBank genome assembly. Lineage: Eukaryota; Fungi; Ascomycota; Eurotiomycetes; Eurotiales; Aspergillaceae.